This is a messenger RNA of Symbiodinium sp. CCMP2592, 2365 nucleotides long. The record is from the annotation of a GenBank genome assembly. Lineage: Eukaryota; Dinophyceae; Suessiales; Symbiodiniaceae.
GGUUGCAGCACGUGCUGCCGGUGCUGCGGGAGCUAACUCCCAGGUCCUGAACAUCAGCACAGAAGGCGAGCUUGCCGAAGAGCACUUGCCUCUGCAGAAGGCACCACCAGAUAUCGAGGUAGGCUUUGUACAGCAGCCAGCCUCGGUUGCCGCCAAGCACCAUUGCUUUUGUACCGCAUCUUAUGAUACCUUCAAAGUGUGGCUGGAGGACAACGGAGUCGCGGUUCUGAUUUCCCACCGUGUGGCCGCCGCCAGCUCACUUCAGCAUUGCAUUGUUGUUCCCGGCCGUCUCCUCCAUGUCAGGUUCCCCGUAGGACAAGGACGUCAGGCUCGUCAUGUCGACGUAGCGUGCUGCUAUCAAUGGAGUUGGGACGCAGAUCCUGCCAAACAGAGGCUUGACAAGAGGCUUUCAUACUGGCGAAGGCUCAACACUUUUGUGCAAGGCCUCCCGGCCAGAAAUGUCAAAUGCAUCGGUGGCGACUUCAAUUGUGCACUGAAGGCCCAGCCGAAGCACAUCGGCACAGGGCUGCAUGCCUCUGACUUUGUCUAUCCGGAUUCCAAUGAUUUUGUUCAGGCCAUGAUUGCUGCCAACCUUUGUGCCCUCAACACUUGGGGUCCCAGCAAGGAUGCCUACACAUACCGCCUCGACGGCCAGUGCCCGAAGAGGAGUCAAAUAGAUUUCAUCUUUGCAUCCUUGCCGCAAACCGAUGCGCAGGCUAAGCAAGCCUGCACGGAUCGUGCCAUCCACUUCGCACCUUGGCGAGGUGGGGGCCGACACUUCGCCAUAGUUGCAGACUUGACUCGACUCCUUGAGGCUAUCCGGUGCAAGGACCCUGUGCUUGAGCAACUCGCAUCGGAUGUCGACUGUGCCCUUAGCGCUGCCAGGCCCACAACACCGGAGGGCGUCAACGCAGUCCUCUUGAGUCAACUGAUCUCGCCCGAGGCUGAACAUGAUGCCAUCAUACAGUACUACACCGGAGUUUUCAGUCGCGCGUUCGACUACGUGAGCCACUCGUACCUCGCGUCCUCGUUGAGGCACUUGGGCAUUUGCGAGGACACCGUGCAGCUGGCAAAGGCCGCCGUAGCCCGGCUUGGCCGAGUCCUUUUCAAGAAGCAAGGCAACCCCCGGAAGGAGGACAAUGAGUCCAUCGAAGUCAUUUUCCAGAAGUUUGGGUACACUGGUAUUGACGCUUUCCUUCUAGAUGCCUCCAAACGAAGCACAGCUCGGAAUGAGGUGGACAUUGCUCAGCAUAGCGUGGCUUCAAGUCACACCUGCGCAGAACUCACGCUGAUCUAUGGGCAUCCCACUCUGAUCUUCUUGCCGAAAUCAAGCAUCAUCAUCGGCUCAAAUACCGAGGGUCCCAACAUGACGACGCCGGCAGCGCUAGUCAAGGAGAUGUUCGAUGGGAAGGGCAGCGGCUACCGCCCGGACAAGCGCAUCCGCGAGGACAAGGACAACGACAGCCAAAACUGGUUCACGAACGCGGAGGACUACCAGCUCACCGACCAGAUAUCGGGGGAGGAAGUCCGUCGCCUGCUGGCCAUCCUAACCCGCCUUUGUCUGCGACAGGAGGACGACAUCGCCGCCACACGGGCAGACAGCGCCUUCCUUUUCUACAUGGAGACCAAGCCGGACCCGGAGCUAGCCUCGAGCCCAUACCAGCCGUUCGCCAACAACUUCUAUGCCGUAGCACAGCGAUGGCAGCAGAUCAAGGAGAACACGCCACAGAAACUGGAUCUGUCCCUUCGCUCCACCUUGCUGCUGGCCUACAUGACCGAAUUCCACGAACGCCUGAGCCACGCCAUCGAGCCGAAGAACAAGGAGAUCUGCGUGAAGGCAGGCUGGAUGCAGGAGACGACGAACGCGACUCCAUGCUGGACUUACGCGAAGUGGGACAGCGAGAAGAAGGUGAGCAUAGUGGACACGAGCAAGACACCGGUGGCCCACUCGAAGAUCCUCGACGCUGUAGCGCACAGCUUGAAGCUGCUCGGAGAUUCGAGCCUGAUACAUCGAUUCAGGGCGACCCGCCCACUCGCAGAGACUUACGAGUCCAACAUCCUCACGUUUCUGAUGCUUGUGAGCAACAGGGGCCAGGAGGCAGAAAAUCUCUUCUCCACGAUGGCCCUCCUGACAGAUUGCAAUGCCACCCAGCUUAUGCGCACCCGGUUUGCCAAGGAGAGACUUCGUCGCCAGCCGUUGGCACAGGUUCUUCAGCGCGAGGCGUACAACCUCCUCAGAGCAACGAAUCCGCACAGCAGCAACUCCGGUGAGAUUGCUGAGAAAGCCGAUGAUUGUUUUGGUGCUCAGGUACUGCGCGCAAACCUGUCUACGUACCAGGCCUGCUCAACUGGGCUGGCCUUCUGA